Molecule: messenger RNA, 2714 nt
Organism: Papaver somniferum (opium poppy)
Lineage: Eukaryota; Viridiplantae; Streptophyta; Magnoliopsida; Ranunculales; Papaveraceae
Product: long-chain-alcohol oxidase FAO4A-like
Exons: 3
Coding region: 99-2411 (770 amino acids)
Molecular function (GO): long-chain-alcohol oxidase activity; flavin adenine dinucleotide binding
Source: RefSeq, a predicted model, not a curated record
AAUAAAAAUAAAAAUGAGUCCAUCAUCUCUGUUUGUCUCUUCAACGACACAAUAAGAAUCAAGAAGAAGAAAAAAAAGGAAAGAACAAGAAAAGCAAAAUGAAGGCUGCUUACUCGAGGAUGAUGCCCAUGAUACUGAAAAUAGCCUCAUCAUUACCUCUAUCUCUCUCCUCUCGUCAAAUGGAAUCACUUUCUGCAAUCUCUGAUACUUUUCUACCUUCAAUCGACCUCUGCAACACAACUAAUAACAACAUUUCGACCCAUGACGACAAUGAUUCUAUUCACAACUUCUACAAAACCUCAGCUUCCAUGGCUAAAACGCCUCAAAAUAUUGGAUUAGCAAUCACAGAGAAAUUUGCGCAUCCAGCGUUGGGAAUGUUGAGAUUCGCUCUUUGGAUGCUGUCGACCAAUUUAGGAACGUUGAUAUUUUGUGGGAGAUUGAGUUUGAAGAAGGAAUUCCCAUACUUUCAGAAGUUUUCGGCGGUGAGUCCGGAGAUCCGAGAGGAGAUAUUAAGAGAAUGGUCAAUGAGUUAUUUCUAUCUACUCAGGAUGCUCUUCAAUUCCACCAAGUAUCUCACUCUAUUGUUCUUCUUCACUCAGAUCGACGAGAACAAUGAGAACCAGUCAUGGAAAGCAAUGGACUACUGUGGACCAGACCCGGAAUUCUUAAAGCACACUAAAGAACCAAGUGGAGGAAAUAACAAAAAAGAUUGCAUAGAUGAUGAUGACGAAAAAAACUUGUUUGGUCCUCUCUAUAGAGGAAUCCUUCGUCCAAAACAUAGCCUCACUGGAACUCUAAAACAAUCUGGCUUCCCUUUCCAUAUUCACGAUUCCUCUUCUCGUGCUGUGACCAUUCCAUGUGAUGUAGUGAUCAUAGGUUCAGGAUCUGGAGGAGGUGUUGUUGCAGGUGUUCUCGCCAAAUCCGGCUAUAAAGUGUUUGUUUUAGAAAAAGGAGACUACUUUGCAAGAUCAACACUGUCACUACUCGAAGGACCCAGCAUGAGUCAAAUGUACCAAGGUAGUGGAUUGCUUGCUACCGAGGAUCUUGGUGUUGUCCUCCUUGCUGGCUCCACUGUUGGUGGAGGCUCUGCCGUCAACUGGUCCGCUUCAAUCAGGACACCACAACACGUUAUGAAUGAAUGGUGCAGUCGACAUGAGCUUGAAUUGUUCAACAGCAAGUUAUAUAGAGAAGCAAUGGAUGCUGUAUGUGAUAGAAUGGGAGUUCAAUCGUGUGCUCACGAAGAAGGAUUCAACAAUGCAGUUCUAAGAAAAGGCUGCCUUGAAAUGGGUUACCCGGUAAAUGAUAUUCCAAGAAACUCCACACCUGAUCAUUACUGUGGAUGGUGUACUUUUGGUUGCAAGGACGGCAAGAAGAAAGGCACGGCAGAGACAUGGCUUGUCGACAUGAUGGAUUCUGGUAAUGGUCUGAUUUUACCAAUGUGUGAGGCCAAGAAGAUCUUAUAUGAGAGAAAGAAAGGUAGGAAUCGAGACACGGCAACUGGGGUUGCUUUUGAAUUUGAUAAUGGCCAUCAAAAAGAAGUUCAUGAGGUGCAAGCAAAGGUGGUAGUGGUUGCUGGGGGCGCAAUGGGAACCCCGGUGCUCUUUAAAAAAAGUGGACUAAAGAAUCCCAACAUUGGAAAACACCUGCAUCUUCAUCCGGUAGCAAUGGCGUGGGGAUAUUUCCCUCCUGAAACGCCACUUCUCAGUGAUGUCUGGCCAGAAAAAGAAAAAAGGAGUUAUGAAGGCGGUAUAAUGACAGCUAUGUCUACGGUUGUUGCAGAUUUUAACAAGACGGGAUAUGGUGCAGUGAUACAGACUCCAGCAUUGCACCCAGGUAUGUUUGCGGCACUGACUCCAUGGGUAUCAGGAGUCGACUUUAGACAGAGAAUGUGCAAGUUUUCCAGGACUGCACAUAUAUUUGCCUUGGCAAGAGAUGAAGGGUCGGGAGAGGUAAAGUCAAUGAACACUCUGUGGUACAAGAUGGACCAAAGAGAUGAACAGAAGCUAAAGAGGGGGACGGAGAAGAUGCUGAGAAUACUAGUGGCGGCCGGGGCUGAAGAAAUUGGAACACAUCAUUGUGAAGGGAAAAGGUUGAAAGUGAAGGGAGUGAGUUGGCAUGAGUUGCAGAGAUUCAUAAAGGACGAAAGUGAGAAGGGAGUGACGGAACUGGUUAGGCCGAUUAGUUCUGCACAUCAAAUGGGGAGUUGUAGAAUGGGAGUGGAGGCAAGCGAAUCAGUGGUGGAUCAAAGAGGGGAGACUUGGGAGGUGGAGGGACUGUAUGUGGCUGAUUCUAGUGUGUUUCCUACUGCAUUAGGUGUGAACCCCAUGGUGACUGUUCAAGCCAUUGCUUACUGCACUGCACAUUCAAUUCUUGAGGUUCUAGGGAGGAAGAAAGAGAGAUACCUAUAUUAAUACUCCUCUAAACAUAAAGUAAGCAGUACUCGGAACUAGUAAGGUCGGCACUCUGAUCUAAUCCGACUCAACCAGCUUGAGUUUGAAUAUUCUACUCUUAUGCACACAUAUACCUGACAAGUGGUUGGAGUGAGGGCCAAUAUAACUUCUUAUUAAAACAAACCCUAAAAUCGUUUGGGAUGAACUCCACAACCUAGCAAACCCUAGAUCCUCUUGUUGUCUCCAUGUAUUCUCAAGUGUAUUCUGUGUUAUUUUUGAGUAUGUAAUGCUCCACCUUUUGAAUAAAAACUAAAUAAAAAUAUU